This is a messenger RNA of Colletotrichum chrysophilum, 987 nucleotides long. RefSeq lists its product as uncharacterized. The record is from RefSeq and is a predicted model, not a curated record. Bases 1 to 987 code for a protein of 328 amino acids. Lineage: Eukaryota; Fungi; Ascomycota; Sordariomycetes; Glomerellales; Glomerellaceae. Gene Ontology annotation, molecular function: saccharopine oxidase activity; flavin adenine dinucleotide binding; sarcosine oxidase activity. The transcript is spliced from 3 exons.
AUGUCCAAACCAUCCGUUCUCAUAGUGGGAGGCGGCGUCUUCGGGACCUCCACGGCAUACCACAUGUCCCUACGUGGAUACAGCUCAGUCACAGUCCUCGAUCGCUUCGAUGCGCCCUCCAAAGAUUCAGCAGCGACCGACUUGAACAAGGUCGUCCGCGCCGACUACCCCAACCCGCUGUAUGCCAAGCUCGGCGACGAGACCAUGCGGGAAUGGACCAAUCCCAGCUCCAUCUUCGCAGGCAUGUACCGCGAGACGGGGUGGAUCAUGAGCGGGCACAGCAUGACCCGGGGAUGGCUCCACAGCGCCGUUGAUACCGCGAAGAAGGCCGGCCGUGAAGGUGUCAAGUUCAUGUCGACGGAAGAGAUGAAGCAGACGUGGCCCGUCCUGACGGGCGACUUCCCGGACUGGACGAAUCUUUGGAGUCCUGUGGCUGGUUGGGUGCCAUCCGGUCAGGCGCUCUUGAGAAUGGCCAACGCCGCGAAAGCGCAGGGUGUCAAGUACAUUAGCGGAGAAGCCGGAUACGUCAAGAAGCUGCUGUAUGACAGCGAAGGAACCUGCAAAGGCGCUAUCGCUGCAGAUGGAAGUAUUUACACGGCUGACAUUGUCGUACUCGCGACUGGUGCCAACACGGCGACGCUAGUAGAUGCGAAGAAGGAGGUUGUGGCACAAACGUCUGUCAUCUGUGUGAUGAAGCUGGAGCCACACGAGGUUGAGAAGUACAAGGACAUCCCCAUCAUCGACGACUUUGAACAAGGCAUCAUCUUCCCACCGGAUGAAAACGGGUUGAUCAAGCUCUGCAGUGUUCGCUUACUCACAAACUAUCGUAACCGAUAUGUCGCGGGAGCUUCAGUGACGCAUUCUCUUGGUGACUACCCAGAUGACGGGUGUCCCAAGGAGAUUGAAGACGAGAUGCGGACCUUCGUUCGUGAGAUGAUUCCAGAGCUAGCGGAUCGGCCAUUCGUUUCCACCAAACUUUGCUGGUAA